UGUGACUGUAGACACGUUUAAAGAGGAGAAUCCAAUAACAUAAUCUGCUGAUCACAAAUAAACACAACACCCCAAAUCAGUGAGGACUGCAGGAUAUAUAUAAACAUAUAUUUAUAAAUACAGCCCAAGAUUAGUGACCUGUCUAGCAUCAAUAUGAGUUCAAAGGGUGGCACUGCACUGUCCCGACGCAACUAUCGCUUGGCAUCUGACAUAGAUAAACCCAAAGUUACAGGUAUUGUCAAUGAGAAGUUGUUGAGCGAUUAUCUGCAUCAUGUGUUUCCUGUCUCUGGUAAGCAGGGGCCAGUGUCGGCGACAUACAGAAAAUCUAUGACAUUCCAGGAUCUUGGAGCCCAUCUGGAGAAGCUGCUGGCUGACGAUAAACACACAGAAGACGACAGAGAUCAGGUAGAAGGUUGUCUUGGACCUUCGACUGUUGUCCUGGAUCACAGCAGUGGGUUUGAAGGCUUGUUAUUUGUUGAUGAUGACCUUUUGGGGGUUAUCGGCCACAGCAACUUCAGCUCCAUCAGAGCCACCACAUGUGUUUACAAAGGGAAAUGGGUGUAUGAAGUUCUCAUCUCAUCUCAAGGCCUGAUGCAAAUUGGAUGGUGCACAUUGAACUGCAGGUUCAACCAAGAGGAAGGCGUUGGCGACACACCGGACUCGUACGCCUACGACGGAAACCGAGUUCGCAAAUGGAACGUGACAACCACCAAUUACGGGAAGUCUUGGGCUGCUGGGGAUAUCGUCAGCUGUUUGAUAGACUUGGACGAAGGAACGAUUACAUUUUGUCUAAACGGACAGUCCCUAGGUAUUGCAUUCAGUAGUAUUAAGAUGGGACCGGGCGUCGCAUAUUUUCCUGCCAUCAGUCUUUCGUUCAAAGAAUCUGUAGCCUUCAACUUCGGCAGCCGUCCUCUCAGGUACCCUGUUGAAGGCUACCUUCCUCUGCAAAGCCCACCAUCAGCUGACCUAAUCAAAGCCAACAGGCUUCUGGGAUACCUCAAGACUGUUCUGGCCACCUCUAUUGACACACAGGAUGAAAAGCUUGUUGAGAAAGACAGCACAUCUUGGCAGAUUCUUGGUGAUCCAACGAUCCUGGUCACCCUAGCGCAUAUAUUUAAGCACUUUGCACCUCUUAUGUGUAAGGUCUACUUGGUGGAAGAUGUGCUGAUGAACUUCCUGUUGGGUAUUCUGGAGGGUGGCGGAUCCGUGGACGAACAUCCACUUGUACAACAACUGUUAGAACUUUUCUGGCUUCUCAUGGAGGACUACGAAGUGAACGAGUGUUUGAAGCAGCUGAUGAUGUCAUUGCUAAGAGCCUAUCGUUUCUCUCCCAUCAUCCCUGACCUUGGCUUUCAGAUUCAUUACCUUCGUUUGACCACAGCAAUCCUCCGUCAUGAGAAGUCCAGGAAGUUCCUGCUGAGCAACGUUCUGUUUGAUGUGCUGCGGUCUGUGGUCUUCUUCUACAUCAAGACCCCUCUGAGGGUGAAGGAAGCGGGGCUAGAGGAGCUCAUCCCAACCACAUGGUGGCCAACAUGCUUCGACAAAGAGGGCAAAGAUGAGAGAGACACUCGCGAGGAGACGGCAGAUGAGAGGCUGAGACGCCGAGCGUAUGAGCGUGGCUGUCACAGGCUCAAAAAGAGGAUUGAGGUUGUGGAGGAGUUACAGGUUCAGAUCCUCAGGCUAAUGCUAAACAACAAAGACAAAGGCACGGGAGAUGCAUCCCGAUACAUUUUCCUGAACAAAUUCCGCAAGUUCCUUCAAGAGAACGCCAGCAACCGAGGGAACCCCACAGUGUUGUGUCCUCCUGAAUACAUGGUGUGUUUCUUACACCGGCUCAUCGCGGCCAUCAGGAGUUACUGGGAUGAAGGCAAGAGGAAAAUUCCAGGAUCAAUCAGCAGUGAAGAUGCCUACGUGCCCCCUCAACUCUUCUACAACGGGAAGGUUGAAUACUUUGACCUUCAACGGUUGGGAGGGCUUCUCUCGCAUUUGAAGAAAACACUCAAAGAUGACCUCGCGGCAAAGGCCAACAUCAUCAUAGACCCAGCGGAGAUCCAGUCCACCUCCAUGGAUGAUCUGGAUGAGGAUGAGGAGACUGGAGCUGCCCAGAGACCAUCUGGCGCUGUUGCCAUGGGUGGUGCUUUGGCCCGGCCCAGCUGGUUAAGUUCCCCGACGCUUGGCAGAGCCAACCGCUUCCUGAGCACCGCUGCCGUCAGCCUCAUGACCCCUCGACGACCUCUUGCUCCACUUGAGAAGGUCAAGGUCCGGACUCUUGCUGUUGAGCAGCGGACAGAGGAAGACAUCGAGGGAAGCCAUGGUAACGAUGGCCUGUUGCUGGGGCGACCGUUAGAAGAGCCCGACCAGCCAAUCACAGAGAAGUCCCUGUUGGAGAUUCUGGAUGGAGUUGUGAUGAUGUACAAUCUGAGCGUCCAUCAACAGCUUGGCAAGAUGGUGGUCGUAUCUGAUGAUGUUCAUGAAUACGCCAUCGCCCUCAAAGACACAGAGGAGAAGAUCUGCCGAUGCCCUAGCAGAAGACCGGAUAUUCUAGAAGAGUUGCAAAAGAGCCAAAAAGUGUUUGCUGAGAAGCUGAACCACCUGAGUCGUAGGUUAGCCUGGAUCAACGCUACCAUCUACUCCAAGGAGAAGAUGUUGGAUGUGUACUGGCUCCUACGAGUGUGUAUCCGCACUAUCGAGCAUGCAGAUAGCACUGGCUCUCUUUUCGCCUUCAUGCCGGAGUUCUACCUCAAUGUGGCCAUGAACAGCUACAGCGCACUCAAGAACUACUUCAGCCCCUCCAACUGUAUGGAAGAACUUCCUGGUUAUGAGGACACACUCGCACAGCUUGCGGCUAUACUCGCCAAACACUUUGCAGAUCCACGUAUCGUCGGGACGGAUAUCAAAGACUCACUCAUGCAAGCUUUGGCCAGUUAUGUGUGUUACCCACAGUCAUUGCGUGCUGUUGAGAGGAUUCCAGAGGAGCAGCGAAUGGCUAUGAUGAGGAACUUACUGGCUCCGUAUGAACAGAGACCCUGGGCUCAAACCAACUGGAUCCUGGUUCGUCUUUGGAGGGGUUGUGGCUUUGGGUACAGAUACACUCGACUGCCUCAUUUGCUGAAGACCAAACCCGAGGACGCCAACCUGCCCAGCCUACAGAAGCCAUGCCCAUCACUUCUGCUGCAGAGACACAUGGCUGAGCUGCUCAGUCAGGAUAAAGAAAUGGCUGCCAGCUUCCUCAACAGUGUCUUAAACCAGCUCAACUGGGCCUUCUCUGAAUUUAUCGGCAUGAUACAGGAGAUCCAGCAGGCUGCCGAGCGACCGGAGAGAAACUUUGUGGAUACAAGGCAGCUGAAAGUGUGUGCGACCUGCUUUGACCUCUCUGUCAGUCUGUUACGGGUUCUAGAAAUGACCAUCACUCUAGUGCCAGAAAUAUUCCUGGACUGGACCCGCCCCUCUGCUGAGCUGCUGCUACGUCGAUUGGCUCAGCUCCUGAACCAAGUGUUAAAUCGAGUUACGGCAGAACGAAACCUGUUUGACCGAGUGGUCAACUUGCGUCUUCCAGGCCUGGAGAGCGUUGAUCAUUACCCCAUCUUAGUGGCUGUUACGGGGAUAUUAGUGCGCAUUCUGGUAGACUCAGACAAGCAUGGAAUCUUACGGGCUUCUUCGGUGCUGUUGUCAGAUCCUUGUUUCCAGCUUCGGUCCAUCCAGUACCUGCUCGGAGAGGGGGAUGGCGGAGCAACCGGCGCUGAUCGCAAACACUUCUCUCUUCACGCAUAUACAGACUACAUCAGCACAGAGGAGCAGCAGAAGGUAGAACAGAUGCUGGCUUUCCUGACGGACGAGUCAAAAGAGGCAGCAGCCAGCACUGCACUACCCAGUGAGGAUGAUCUCUGCCCAAUCUGCUAUGCACACUCCAUAUCGGCCAUCUUCAAGCCCUGCUCCCACAAAUCCUGCAAGGCCUGUAUCAAUCAACACUUGAUGAAUAACAAGGACUGCUUCUUCUGCAAGGCCACUAUCACUGGAGUGGAUGAUUACACCAAACCGACCUCCUCUUAGCAUGCUCUUCACUCACACCAAGUGUUAAAAAACUUUGGGUACUGAAAAUCAACAUGACAUACACUUUCCCCAAAGACACACAAAAAAUAUACAAAAGCUGACUGGAAUCAUUGUUUCCACCACAACUUGAUCCACUCUGACCUCCAAACCCUUGUAAAAUCACUUCUGUGUACUUCCACGUUCAACCUGUUUGUUUGUUCUGCCAAGUUAACCCCUCUGUAUUGGUAUAUCAUCACAUUUUGUCCUCUGGUGAAUGGAACGAGGCUUGAGGGCAACAAUCUUUCCCAGGUGUCUUUGUGGUGAAUGGAAGAGAUGGUGAGUUGCCGGCUCGUGGCCAUUGUGACAGAACAGCAGUAAAGCUGAAACUGGAAGAUCCCCUGACAGUGAUGGAGUAGAAGACUGAUAGGAUACAGCAAAGAGGAAAUGACAAAUCCUCCUUCAGAUGGACAAUGUUCCAUCCUACUCAGUCCAUUGUUCCAAUGCCUUCUCUUCCUUCUAGCCCUUUUCCUACUUCAUCUUUCUCUUCACUUGACUUCUUUUUCUCCCCUUAA
Xyrauchen texanus (razorback sucker) is the source of this 4601-nucleotide messenger RNA. Its product is annotated as E3 ubiquitin-protein ligase RNF123-like. Gene Ontology annotation, molecular function: protein binding; ubiquitin-protein transferase activity. The record is from RefSeq and is a predicted model, not a curated record. Bases 154 to 4050 code for a protein of 1298 amino acids. NCBI's taxonomy places the organism in Eukaryota, Metazoa, Chordata, Actinopteri, Cypriniformes, Catostomidae. Gene Ontology annotation, cellular component: cytoplasm. The transcript has 39 exons.